CAGUCUGGUGGAGAAUUAAAAACAAAACAAAAACAAAUCUUAGCCCUUUUAGAGAGAGAGACUGAAGAGAGAGAGUACUCACCAGUUGUUGCGGCUCGAAGGGAACGAGAUUGAGAUCCAUACGCGGAGGGAGAGAGAUUACGGAGAUGGGAUCUCGGCUUCUUGAGUGUUGCUUCACCUUCGUCUUGUGCUGUCAGUCCGGGAACAGCAACUGCUUUCCCUGAUCAUUUUCUCGGCGUCCAAACUUGGGGGUUCAUUUUCUGUCCUUCUUGCGUCCAAUUCACUCGUUCUCAGGACUUUGAAAUCCUGAGGUUUUAGCAUAUUGCGUUUGGUUGUCAUCUAGUGCCUUAAUCAAGGUUUUUUUAGAAGAAACCAAAUGGGUUCAAGAUAUACAUCUCACCAGCUCAGCAACGGGCUUUAUGUUUCUGGCCGGCCGGAGCAGCCCAAAGAAAGGACUCCGACAAUGAGUUCAGUAGCCAUGCCCUACACGGGUGGUGAUAUCAAGAAAUCGGGGGAAUUGGGGAAGAUGUUUGAUAUUCCAACAGAUGGAACUAAGUCAAGGAAGUCUGGCCCCAUACCUGGUGCUCCCUCAAGGACUGGCUCAUUUACAGGAGCUACACAAUCAGGUUCCAACCUGCCUAAUGCCACUGGCCGUAUGUCUGGCUCGUUAGGUUCUGCUGGGUCAGCUUCAAUGAAGAAAACGAACUCUGGACCUUUAUCUAAACAUGGGGAGCCUUUAAAGAAAUCAUCUGGCCCACAAUCUGGUGGUGUAACACGGCAAAAUUCUGGUCCUAUACCUGUACUUCCAGCUACAGGUCUCAUAACAUCUGGGCCCAUUACAUCUGGUCCUCUGAAUGCCUCUGGGGCACCUAGGAAGGUGUCUGGUCCUUUAGAUUCUUCUGGCUCAAUGAAGGCACAUAUGUCUUCUGUUGUCCACAACCAGGCGGUAACGACCCUUGGCCCAGAAGAUGACUUUUCGUGUAUGGAGAGCUUCCCAAAGCCCGUGCUGUGGUUGGUUGUUCUUAUAUUUGUGAUGGGGUUCCUUGCUGGUGGCUUUAUUCUUGGAGCAGUCCACAAUCCAAUUCUCCUCAUUGUCGUCGCUGUAUUGUUCACGGUAGUUGCUGCACUGUUCAUUUGGAAUAUUUGUCGGGGGACAAAUGGUAUCACAGAUUUCAUUGCUCAUUAUCCUGAUGCGGAUCUUAGAACUGCCAAAAACGGUCAAUACGUUAAGGUCACUGGGGUGGUUACCUGUGGUAAUGUGCCACUUGAGUCAUCCUUCCAUAGAGUUCUGAGGUGUGUGUACACUUCCACAUGUCUGUAUGAGUACCAUGGAUGGGGUUCAAAACCGGCUAAUUCUUCUCAUCGCCGCUUCACCUGGGGACCGAUAUCAGCUGAGAGACAUGUCGUGGACUUCUACAUCUCUGAUUUCCAAUCCGGGCUCAGAGCGUUGGUCAAAACUGGGAAUGGUGCCAAGGUUACUCCCCUUGUCGAUGAUUCUGUUGUCAUCGACUUUAAGCCCGGAAGUGAACAAUCGUCCCCUGACUUUGUUAGGUGGUUGGGCCAGAAGAAUCUGUCUAGUGACGAUCGAAUCAUGCGGCUUCAAGAAGGGUAUAUCAAAGAAGGAAGCACGGUGAGCGUGAUGGGAGUAGUGCAGAGGAAUGAUAACGUGCUAAUGAUAGUCCCACCGGCUGAGCCACUUGCGGCCGGUUGGCAAUGGAGGAACUGCACUUUCCCAGUCAGCCUCGACGGCGUUGUGUUGAGAUGUGAAGACUCUUCGAACGUUGAUGUCAUUCCCGUGUAAGUAACCCUCGCUACCAAGCAGCCUGAUGAAAACCAUCAUCACUCUUCUCGCUCGGGGUUUCAUUACAGUUUUUCAGGAAUCUGGGGAUGGGGGAAGGUGUGGGUUUCGCUUUGAUCUUCUGAUUCGUUUCGUUUGGUGAUACGGGAUUUUGUUUUUCUGAGUUAUUAUUAAGGGUAGGAUGAUGAUGGUGAUGGUGAUAGUCAUCCUCUUCGUGCCAUAACGUCUUUUUCUUUGCCUUUUGGUUUUGUAUAGAGCUCUCUCCAAGUUGAGGGCAUUCUUCUUUCUCUCUCUUUUUCCUGCAACAGAACACAGAACCUCUGUGUCUUCUCCUCCAGGGUGUGUUUUCUUGUUUAUUCUUUUUUUUUUUUUUUUAAAUGAAACGGAACACACACUUUGUUCUUUUGAACCAUGUUUGUUGAGCUUUGCUCGUUAUCAUGUGUUUUUCUUGAUGCCUU
Messenger RNA from Tarenaya hassleriana, 2256 nucleotides. RefSeq lists its product as uncharacterized. The transcript has 5 exons. The record is from RefSeq and is a predicted model, not a curated record. Bases 377 to 1801 code for a protein of 474 amino acids. NCBI's taxonomy places the organism in Eukaryota, Viridiplantae, Streptophyta, Magnoliopsida, Brassicales, Cleomaceae.